Molecule: messenger RNA, 2120 nt
Organism: Teleopsis dalmanni
Lineage: Eukaryota; Metazoa; Arthropoda; Insecta; Diptera; Diopsidae
Gene: vimar
Product: rap1 GTPase-GDP dissociation stimulator 1
Exons: 3
Coding region: 300-1901 (533 amino acids)
Biological process (GO): positive regulation of GTPase activity
Cellular component (GO): cytosol
Molecular function (GO): protein binding; guanyl-nucleotide exchange factor activity
Source: RefSeq, a predicted model, not a curated record
UUGAUGACCUUAUAGAAAAAUUAAAAACCACCUCCGUGAGUCCCACCAACACCGCAGACACAACCACAACAAUAUUAAGCGAAAUAUCUGCCACAAAAGAUCCAAAACUCUUCGAUAAACAUGAACUUGCUGAAUUCUUCCUCAGACUCGCAAAAUCUGAUGAUAAAAAUAUUCGGAAAGAGGCUGCCAAAUGUAUUGCCGAGAUAACAAAGUCUGAAGUGCAACGUAAGAAGUUUACGACACGCGAAGUUAUAGAAGAGUUCAUAAAUUGCCUAAAGAAUUUACCAGAUGCCGAUAAUAUGGAAUUACCCAUACAAAUUUGUCGCGCUCUGGGUAAUAUAUGUUAUUUGAACGAUGAGGCAAGAGAUAUUAUAUUGGCACUUAAAGGCGAUGAGGUAUUAUUGAAACUCUUGGACAUCACAAAUGUAACUGAUAAAGAAAAUGCGUUACAAUUCAUAAAAGUACGUGGAGGUCUAUUAUCAAAUUAUCUACUUGGCGGCGAGGGUUUGGCCAAACGUGCUAUGGAGCUUAAAAUAAUGGAAAAAUUGCAAAAUAUUAUAACAAUUGGUGUGUCUAAUGUGGAGGAGCAUGAAGAUUUAUUAUUAAAUACAUUGCCACUGCUAAGCAUACUCACUGAAAAUGUUGCCGAUUUGAAUUUUGAUGCGAAUCUCAAUAUUCAAUUAUCGCGAAUCUUAGCUGCUUCUAAAAAUCCAGAUUUAGCUGAAAUGUGCCUUGAACUUUUGCAUUAUCAGGCGGAAAAUGAUGAUGUGAAAUUAUUGCUUGCAAAGGACGGUCUUUGUGAGACUAUUUACAAUCUCUUGGAGAAAUAUAAAACGCUUGCAAGUACCAAUGAAGCCCGUGCUCUUAUGAAACUGGCUUGUGAAUUAAUUGUACUUAUACUCACUGGCGAUGAGUCAAUGCAUUUUCUUUACUCAACAACUUUACUUAAAAAUAUGGAAGAUUGGUUGGACUCCAGUGAUAUUGAUUUGCUAACAACAGGUGUAUUGGCUUUGGGAAAUUUCGCACGUACAGAUAGUCAUUGCAUAUAUAUGGUAGAGAAUAAAAUAAUGAAUAAAUUGUUGGAAGUUCUGUCGAAGAAUAAUGGCGUGAAAGAUGAUGUGCGCCUCCAACAUGCCUUGUUGAGUGCUUUACGUAAUUUAGUUAUACCGAAGCCAAAUAAAGGAGCCGUUAUACAAGCUGGACUUGUUCAGACUAUUUUGCCUAUGUUGGAAAUUCAUCAACCACCUGUAGUCUUCAAACUACUGGGUACAUUACGAAUGACAGUAGAUGGACAAGAAAAACUUGCUUUGGAGCUGUUGAAAAAUAAAACUCUUAUUGAACAAUUGGUCCAUUGGAGUAAAUCUUCUGAUUACGCAGGCGUAACUGGUGAAUCACUGCGUUUAAUGGCGUGGCUAAUUAAACAUGCAUAUUUAACAAAAAUCGCUUACAUACUGCCACGUAAAGGUGAUGUGCCUACGGAGCAACUAGCAGAGAAGCUUCCACCGCUAGACUAUGAUCGUAGUAGUUUAAAAGAGUUUAUUGCGAUCGAUGGUUCGAUUGAAGCAAUGGUUGGCAUGUUAACAUCACAGCACUUAGUAAUGCAAAAUGAAGCAUUGAUUGCCUUAUGUAUUUUAUGUGUGGUUUAUUUAAAUAAUGCUGCAGCGUCUGCAGAAGAUGCAGUUAAUCUACAAGACGCAUUUGUAAAAUAUGAAGUUGGAAAGAAAUUAUCAGAAUUAAUAAAGAAAUCCUCAGAUACAAUGACAAAAGAAAUUGUAGAAAAUUUACAGAACUUUACAAAUUUGUUAAAAUCAUCCGAGAAGUUAGUGGUGCAUCUGGAGCAGCAUAAUAUAAAUGAGCUAUUAAAAUCGAUACCGAUAUUAGUAGAAUAUUGCACACUUUAAGAAUAAGUUGAUGUGUUGUGAAAGUUUGAGCAAAAGAAAAAAAGCAAAAGUUAUGGAAAUCGUUAGUAAUAUUAUUGCAAAUAAAAUUUUGCACAUUGUUAAUGCUAAGAAUGCAAUAUAAAUUCACCUGCAGAUUUGUAAAAUAAGAAGUACUUUUCAAAAUUAUAAGUUUAGAUUUGUCGAAAAUGUGUAAAAAAGGUUUAGGGAAAAUAUCAAGAA